Molecule: messenger RNA, 2466 nt
Organism: Pungitius pungitius (ninespine stickleback)
Lineage: Eukaryota; Metazoa; Chordata; Actinopteri; Perciformes; Gasterosteidae
Product: receptor activity-modifying protein 3-like
Exons: 4
Coding region: 378-875 (165 amino acids)
Biological process (GO): intracellular protein transport; G protein-coupled receptor signaling pathway; calcium ion transport
Cellular component (GO): cell surface; membrane; signaling receptor complex
Molecular function (GO): coreceptor activity
Source: RefSeq, a predicted model, not a curated record
CAGUAAACAUGAUCCAGCAAUGCUUAGGAGGAACCCUCUCCUCCUCUUCCUCCUCCUCCCCCUCCCCCUCCCUCUCCUCCCACAGAGGAUGCAGGACAGCGUGGAGUGGUCCUGAGCUCUGACUCCUGGUCGCAGAGGAGGACGGUCAGGAAUCGCGCUCUUGGAUCAGUUUUUCUUUUUUUUUUCUUCUUUUUUGCUCCUGCUCCUUUUGGCGCGCUCCAAUUCCUACACCUCGAUUCAUCUCGACUCCCGAGAGCAUGCCGGAGCUCGGACUCGCACGUUUGGGAUGAUUUUCAUAAUGGUUCGCUUCAAACGCACAUUUUCACGGAGCUGCAGUUGAGCUUUCACUCAGAGCCUGGCUGGAUCCUCGCAGCGUGAUGGAUACAAAUGAGUUCACAGUACUGAAACUUUUUGUUGUCGGGAUUUUGGUCAAUGCCUGGAUGACGAGGGGGUUGUCAGCCACCGACAGCUUCCACAUAGAGCCCACUGCCCCCCGGCCCAAGAAAGCCUGCAACGAGUCCCGCCUGCGGUGGGAGGUGGAGGUUUGUGGAGAGGUCUUCAAGCGGGACAUGGGUCACAUCGAUCCACAAUACUGGUGUAACCUCACACACUUCAUCAGCGAGUACCACCACUUCACCCGCUGCACGGAGCUCAAGGCCGACAUCGUCAGCUGCUACUGGCCCAACCCGCUGGUGGAGAGCUACAUCAUCCGCAUACACAAGCACUUUUUCUCCAACUGCAGCGCAGACCAUGUGGUCUGGGUGGACCCGCCGGACGACACGCUCACCAUCCUCAUCCUCAUCCCUGUCUUCCUCACGUUGGCCAUGAUCGCCCUGGUGGUCUGGUGCAGCAAGAGGAGUGAUAUCCUGGCCUAGGAGGGAGAGGGGGGGAGAGGGAGACGGGCGGAGUUCGCACCUCUCCGCUCAAACAAUUCUGUUAAAUGACCCCAUGAGUGAUGCCACAAAUUACCUACAUUUCCAUGGAAAAGAAGAAAAGUAGUUCCUGGGAGUACAAAGUAGUAGUUUCUUUAAUAUAUUAUGUGGGAUUUUUUCACAUUUAUUACAUUUUCUGAUUACUGUCACUCAAAAUGUUCAAGCACAUUUAAAUACAGAAUUUAGUAGUUCUUGUCGGGUUCAGAAGAAAACAGGCUCCAUGGUUCUGUGUAAAGGAUUAAAAAGACCAGGGCACAAGGAACAUAACCCCAACUCAUCGCUAAUUCAGACAAGUUAAACAUUUUAAUUACAAUGAUUGGAUGGAGCCAUAUCCAUGUCGCUUACAUCCAGCCUUAAAAUAAAUGCAUCACUUACAAAAUACCCUUUGUACACAAAUUAUUAGUCACGUUUACCCGGGAAUUCCUCUAAGAAAACACGUUUUUCUUGCUUUUUGCAGCGAUAAACAGAGAAUCCGAAAAAAGGUGUAAAUAGAAUAAAUCCUCUCAGAACAGCAGGGUAUAAAUAGUCACGUUUUCGCAGUAAUGCAGGUGUUUGUGAAAUACUGAGCACGAGCUGCGUGAUAGUUUGUAAAGGGAGAUUGAUAAAGUUCUGCUGUUGUUGAACCAUGCCCCUCUUUACUCUGUUUUCCUCUAAAUGUAGGGUAACAUAUGAUAAAUAAUUGAUGUGCAAAUAGUCACUGUUCGGGUGAAGCUAACCAGUUGCUGUCCAUAGCUUGUUUUCCAUUGUACAGAUAUAAACGUGGUGUCGAUCUUCUCAUUUAACUAAAUUAUUUCAUAGAGACGGAGGAGGACGUGGACACCGCUUAUAGGGUGAUCCGACCAGUGGGACAACCGACCAAAUCUUUGGAAAUUCCUUGAAGCUCACGGAUCUGGACCGUUGACCUUGGAGAUUUAUUUGAGCUCUGAACCUUUUGCUGAAGGCCAAAACAUCCACUAAUCUUCUGAGGCAGUGGCUCAAGUCUAACCUGGUGGGAUAUGACUCCCAAAGACCACCAUGAUACAUGUGAAGGCUUGGAUAAAAGAACAAGAAAAGUGUAAUACUGGUUCUUCAAGUGACUGAAAUGGGUGUCGCCACAGUAGAGGAUCCACUGGUCAAAGACAAACCAGUGACCCAUAUAUUUUGGGACUCAAAGGACUGUUUCAUAACAGUGUAAAUUAUUAGACACUGUUGAGUAAAGUACUGUUAACACUCACAAAGCAUUGAAACCUCAUACUGUACAGUUUUGCUUUCUGUGUGUGCUGUCUACUGUAUCUGCAUCGACUCUCCCGUGUUAUUCAGACCAGUGGGAACUACACACUGAGGCUUUGGAGUGAAUUCCUUGGGGAACGGCUUUAUUCGAUGUAAGCACUUGGCGGGUCCUUUGAACAGCAGUCCUCAGCAGCCACGAGGCAAACCAAACCAAUCAAAGGCUUUUGGAUUUUCUCCCCAAGCACAAAGCAUCAAUCUCUGUACAUCAGCCCUCACCUGCACACUUUUGUCUAUGGAAACUGAUUAAAAUAUAUCUUAAAAAUCA